Molecule: messenger RNA, 6835 nt
Organism: Chenopodium quinoa (quinoa)
Lineage: Eukaryota; Viridiplantae; Streptophyta; Magnoliopsida; Caryophyllales; Amaranthaceae
Biological process (GO): defense response to other organism
Molecular function (GO): ADP binding; protein binding
Source: RefSeq, a predicted model, not a curated record
AUGGUGGUUGCUUCAAAAACUUACUUUCGUAAAAAAUCCAAAUCAAUCCUGAAAAAAGUAUAUUCUGAAGCUCUUGCUUCACAUCAAGUUCGAAAGCUGAAGGGUCCAGUGACCAAGAUCUCUCAGAUACUUGAAGCUGGUGUCUUGGUUGAUGAUGAAGCUGAAAGUACGUUGAGUUGGGUAAAGAAGGUGAGCGAUGCGGUGCAUGAAGCGGAAGACUUGGUAGAUGAAGCUGCUACUCAUGCUGCCAGGUCAAAGGUACGCUCAUUUGCCUCUUUGUAUGUUAAAACAAGUUUAAUUGGUAAGAGAAUGGGCCGUGAAAUAGAGAGGGUUUGCAAGGAACUAGAUCAGCUAGCAGCUGAUGCCGGCUUUUUGGAAUUUGGUUUUGGUAACCAAUCAGUAUCAAAUCUUGGGACAGAUGUUGUGGAAACUCGUGGUUAUAUGCAAACCCAAAAUGACAUCAUUGUAACGAGAUUCGAUCACAAAGAGUUAAUAGUACAACAGUUAGUCAAUACCAGUGAUGUAGAGGGUGAAAUAGCUACUCAUUUCAUUGUUGGGAAGGGAGGAUUAGGCAAGACUGUCUUAGCUCAGUUGGUGUACAAUGAUGAAAUGGUCGCAGAUCAUUUUGACCUAAGAUUGUGGGUUUGUGUUGGUGAUAACUUUGAUGUCAGGACAAUAAAACUAUUUAUACCAAAGACGCUGUCCCAGACAGCGUUUAACUCUGGAACUAUAAACGCUGUCUCAGACAGCAAUAUGGCUGGACAAAAUGUAGCGUUGUUAUGUCGAUGGGGAGGUGAAAUUUUGUGUAAUGGAUCAAAUGUGGAGUACAGUGGAGGGAAUAUGGACCUUAUAACACUUGAACCGAACAUGAUUGUGAAUGAUCUGAUGAAUGAGGUUCACAGUUGUAUUGGUUCAAACCCUAUGACUGUUGAACUGAACCUUAAAAUGAGGUGUGAUACUGGUCAUGGGGUGCAAGUGUUACCUGUCUCUACGAACAAACAUUUGAAAGGUUUGAGGAGCAUGGACGACCAAUUUCACUUGCCUUUUAGUUCUCAUAUAGCUUCACCAGUACAUGCGGGGGGACGCGUGACAGUGUUCGGCCAGCCUGCUCCGUCGUCAUCGAACACCGUGGCAUCUUCGCCGAUGCAAUUGCAUAGCUACUCUCCUAUGCAAGGUGAUGAUGGUUCACCGUUUCGAGAAGAGCCAAAUCAUUUUGAUGAUGUUGUGAAUAAUGAAUUGUCGGUGUAUGAUGUGUAUGCGGAAAUGGAUGAUGAGGACGAGAACGGAGAGGGGGAUGAUGAACCUACACAGGUGGAAGAUGGUCAGCCGUUGGUUAGAACUCCCAUACCUUGGUUCAGUGAGGUACCCGAGAAAUAUGAAGUUGAUCAGUAUUGGGCCGAAUCGGGUAGCCACACCUCUUUUGUUCCCGGGGGAGAAUUUGAGAAGGGAAUGUAUUUUGAGAGCAAGAAACUGCUUCAAGAAAUGGUGAAGAUGUAUUCUAUUCAGAGGAAUCAAUUCUACACCACAGUGACCUCGAAUGAUGGUGUCCUACAUCUGCGAUGCAAGAAGAAAUGUGGUUGGAUGCUACGGGGUACCAAAUCGACAAUGAAUGAUCCUAAUGUUGGAUUCACCCAGCCCCGAGCGUAUCACAGGUUUUGUGUCCGCCACAUAGCCUCUAACUUGAAGACUCACGUGCGAAGUAACGACAUGAGAGACAUGUUCAAGGCCGCUGCGUACCAAAGGCAAGAAAGAAAACUUCAAGCUGAUAUGUGUUUCAUUGGUGAGGCCUGUCCCAAGGCCAUUGAGUACAUUUCUCAAGUCCCGUUCCCUAUGUGGUCUCUGUUUCACGACAGUGGUCGCAGCUGGGGUAGUGCCUCUUUGGCGGUGUUGUAUCGCCAACUUUGCAGAGCCUCACAGAGUGGUGCGCUCGAGAUUGGAGGACCUCUGUUUGUGCUUCAGCUAUGGGCUUGGGAGCACAUCCACGUAGGAAGACCAGGUAGGCCUGCUGUACAUCGUCCGGGGCAGCAGGACCAGGAUGACCAGUGGAUGGUCCCCAGAAUCACACAGGCACAUGCGGCGAGGGGUCUCCCAUACUACCGAGAUGCCCUUGAUCGACUCACUGAGGAUCAGGAUGUGUUAUUGGAGAUCACAUGGGAUCCGUAUGUACCGGAGUUGGUAGAUGUCAUGCCUGCACAUCUACUGGAGCAUCAGGGAGAGUGGCGUGCCCGGGCCCCCCUGAUCUGUUUCGAGGUUGUGGAGAGUCACCUACCUGACCGCGUCAUGCGACAGUUCGGACUGCAGCAGCCUAUUCCCCAGAACUGUGACACUGUCGUGCGCCUUCACGACAUUGACCGUCGAGGAAAGACGGAGACAAACUGGGCACUGGAGUAUUGGCAGUAUCUUCAGCUAUGGGAACAACGGUUGGGUCAUGUCGUUCAGGGUUAUCCCAUGCAGGGCGUUAUGGAUCAUGACGAUUCGUACAUGGUGUGGUACAGGCUUAUCACACGCCGUUUCAUCAACCCCAGCUACACGCUACCGUCCACCCAUUACCACCCGGCACAUGACGUCAUUAGCGGAUAUGCGGCGGAUAUGGUGGCGAUGUAUGAUGCACUGUCCCUCGCCCUUACAGACGGACCCACCAAAGCCCAGGUCCAGCGGAUGCGAGAUAUGUCCGCGACUUCCUUACGCAGACAUGGUCACGGUCAUCUCAUCCAACAGCGGGACGGUGAUAAUGGUCACUCCAUCCAUUCGCGGUUCGACCCUGGCCAGAGUAGCAGUGGAGGUGAUCCUACGUCGCACACAGAGGCAGAGGAGUACAUCUUCCACAGUUCUGCACCCUUCAGAACCCAGGAGGACGCAUCGUCCAGCCAGCUCACUCCCCCCCGCGCCGGAACCCAUUCACCACCAUUCACCAUUACACUCGGCGUCGUCCAAGACGAAGGGACGACAGUGAGGCUAGGGAAGGGUUACACCAAAUUGAUGAGUAGUGAACGUUUUGUCCUUUUUCCCGGAAUGCUUUUGCCAAAAUUGGCUCACUUUGGAAUUCUUGUCACUUCACGCUCUCAAAGAGUUACAUAUGAAAUAAAAGCUGAUUAUAUACUUCUGAUGUCUGGUAUGAUGAUGGAUGAAUCAUGGGAACUAUUCAGCAGAAAUGCAUUUGGCGAGAAAGAACCCCCAGAACAUCUUAUUCAACCACUCAAAAAGUUCCUUCACCUUUGUAAAGGUUUUCCUCUAGCCAUUGUAGUUGUUGCCCGUUUUCUUCAAUCAAAGAAUGAAGACGAAUGGAAAAACAUCCUUGCAACACUUGAGAAGAAUGUUGGGGAUGAUAUUCACAGUCUUCUUAAGAUCGUCCUAAAGCAAAGCUACAAUCAUUUCCCAUCACCAUUGAAGGCUUGCUUUGCUUACUUGUCCCUGUUUCCUAGGGACUUUGAAUUCAGCACACUUGAUGUAGUUAGUCUUUGGCAGGCUCAAGGGUUCCUUGACACAGCAGCACCAGAAAUGUCAGGUGAAGACCAACAACUGGAGGAUUUGGGCGAGAAAUACUAUUCUUUUCUGGCCCAACGUGCAUUUCUCACGCCUUUAGUAUCGGAUGAAGAUACAAAACUUGCAACUUUUAAGAUUCAUGACCUUUUGCAUGAUUUUGCAUCAAAGGCAGCUGAAGGAUGGGAGAAAACACAUGUAUCUCUCAUUCAUGGAAACGACCCGACACUGGUGCAAGAUAACUUAAUGGAUAACCAUAAACUAAAAACGUUUCUUUGCUUUGUUGCUCUAGAAGAAGCUGAUACAAUGACUGAAAUAAGGCUAGUUAUGAAAUUGUCAAAAUUCAAGAGCCUUCGGGUGUUGGAUUUGCAUGGGUUUGGCAUUCAGAUUCUACCAGAUUCCAAUGGCAACCUUAUUCACUUGAGGUAUCUUGAUCUCUCCCACAAUCAACCUUUAGUGAAGCUGCCCAAUUCAAUCACAAAUUUGUACAAUUUACAAACACUGAAACUCAAUUGUUGUUACGAUCUCAAAAAAUUACCCAUUAAUACAAGAAAGUUGGCCUGCCUCAGGCGCCUUGAGAUAGAUGGGUGUGAGAAAUUGACUCAUAUGCCUCCUGGCUUUGAAAACCUGACUUCACUGCGAAUUCUUUCUCGUUAUGUGGUUGGAAGACCUCGUUUUCAGUCUACCAGUGGAUUUCACUCACUUGGCAGCCUCAACCGCUUACAGGGAAGAUUGAUGAUUGAGCUUUCAGAAAACUGGACUGCUGAUGUAAAUGAAGUCACAAAAUCAAACUUGAGCAGCAAAACCAGGCUUACAGAGCUAGCAAUUAAAUGGGGACCUGCGAGACAUACCAGUGAAACUGAUUCAUUUAAGCACCAGACGACGUUAGAUGGCCUCCAGCCCCCUCCUAAUCUGAAAAUGCUGCAUAUAGAAGGAUAUAGAGGGCCUGAUUUCCCAAGGUGGGCAAAGGCCAACACUUUUACCACAGCACUUCCAGAACUCGUCACUGUCAGCAUUGAUGGCAGUGGACAGUGCAAAACACUCCCUCCUUUCAGUAGGCUCCCACACCUCAGGCGCCUCACUCUUCGAUUUAUGGACAAUGUGCAAUUUUUUGAAAACUCUUACAACCAAUCAUCAACAUCAGAAUCUCAAUUUUUCCCAACCCUUGAAGAGCUCACACUGCAUGGUUUUUAUUGCUUGGAAAGAUGGUGCGAGGAUGAAACACUUGUGUCAUCACUAUCAUUUGAUUAUCUCGAGAAACUGAAGUUAUGGAGUUGCCCAAAGUUGGAAUUCAUGCCUCUGUUUCCUGAUGUUGAAGUACUUGAUCUGCAAAAUAUCAACAAAAAAUUAUUCGAUGUUUGCAAUGCGACAUCACUUCCAUCAUCAUCUAGUUCACAGGCUAUGAAUUCUGUGCCAAGAGGGCAUCCACAAAACCUCCCACGUCUCAAGACAUUGCAUGUAAAGGGUUGUCCUAAUUUAAAGACCUUAGCCCUUGAAAAAAACUCUGGUAAACUGAAAAAACUGGUGGUUGAAAGAUUAGAUAUGGUGAGUUCUUUAACUGAAGUUCUGAAACAACUCACUUCUCUUGAAGAGCUUGAAAUUUCUAGCUGCAAGGAUCUUGACCUUUCAGGCGGAUGCCAACGUAGCUGUGGUGAAUGUGAGGAGUGUAGUAUGCCAUGGAAAUCUCUCUCAACUCUUCGUCGUUUAACUCUAAGGGAGCUAACAAAGCUACACACUCUUCCUGUCAGCCUGGGGUUCAUUGGGACACUGAAAUUUAUAUGCAUUUCAGCAUGUAAUAAUUUGAGUGUUCUGCCAGAGUGGAUAAGAAAGUUCAGUUCACUUCAACACCUUAGACUUGAGGGUUGUCUAGCAUUGUCAGAGCUGCCUGAGAAGCUAAAAGACAUUAGAUCUUUAGUGAAAGUUGACAUCAUAGAAUGCCCCAAAUUAAUGGAACGGUGUAGAAAAGGCGGUGAAGACUGGCACAAGAUUAAACAUGCACGAGUUCUAUGUCACAAGUCCUGGCGCUAUGCAUUAAUGACAGAAGCAGAAUUACCACAGGUAUAUUGUCCCCUUUCCUCUCAAAUCCUCCUCCUCCCUUGUACCUUUUUGUUGCCUAAACUUACAAGUCAUUGCAUUUCUCAGAAACCCAAAAAUCAGGGAGAAAAUAUUGCUGUUCAUUCAGAAGAUCCUACCAUUCACGUAGAUGUUACUGUCAGACGGCAACCAAAACGUAACAUGUGAUGGGUGAGCCUCAAAUGUAUGAUAACACCGUUAAAUUGCUGUCAUUUAAAUUUUUUGUCUUUGUGUUAUGGCUGAUUAUAUUUGGUAAAAAGAAAAAAAAAUCAUUCUAAUUUUACUGCUUAUUCUACAACAUGCCAUUAAUUGAUUUUAUUUAAUAUUUUCGUUAGGUAUAUUUUUUUUAGAUAAGCUAAGAUUGAUUUAUCAUAGUGAUAUUUAGGUAUACUUGUAAUCAUAUUGAAAAGUCAUGAUAUUGCUCAAAAACUGUAUGCAAAUGACCCUAUCUUAAUGUCAGGUUAUACCAAUAUGCUCAGCCCAAAUAAAGGACUACUAAAGAAAUUUUUUUCCUCUUUUAUUUUUCCAGAUAUCAAAGUGAAGGUGUUAAUCUCAAGUAUCAGGCAGAUAUUGAAAUAGCUCGAAAAAAUGCUGCUCUGAAGCUGAGAAAGAAGGCUGGAAACCCCAAGUUUCAAACAUCACUUGAAUAUAAUAAAAUUUAGCACUGAUCGUUGGUCACUUGUAAAGAUUUCUCAGCUAUAUUUUGUACCUAUUCGUAUUUUCUUCAGCAGUUGUCUUGGCAAUAGUAUCUCAAUUCUCAUCAUAGAUUAAUAUAUUACUUGUAUGUGUUUAGGCCAGGGUUUUAGGCCUUACUUUAAUACAAUUAUUAUCGGUUUGUAGUAAUUUGCCACUAUAUAUAGUGGAUGUAUCAGUUUGUUGGUUUGUUUUUUCUUUUACUGUAAUUUAAAUGAAGCUUAUUCUGCAGAACAAUGUUAGUAGAUAGAAAUAAGAAAAUAAAGCUGUAACUCUGUAAGCAAUUACUCCGUAAUUUUUUUGCUAUUAUUUGCAGUAGUUGCCACAUUAAUUUUCACCACAAAGACAGGAAGUAUUCCAGAUUUUUGAAUUAGAAGCAAAAUACCAUACUAAAAUGAGGCAGCAAGUAAAAUAAACUGCAAAGUUAAGCUCACUGAUCUAAUACAACGUACCAGUCAUGAAACACAUGCAAAUUGAUUGCAUUUCUGCAGGUAUGAUUAGAAUACGUGCGAAAAUAAACAUGCUCAAAUCAUGAGACAGAUACAGGAGGAAAAAAUUAUAGCUUUACAUCCAAAAAUGGUACCGAUCU